Molecule: messenger RNA, 1293 nt
Organism: Ambispora leptoticha
Lineage: Eukaryota; Fungi; Glomeromycota; Glomeromycetes; Archaeosporales; Ambisporaceae
Source: the annotation of a GenBank genome assembly
AUGACAUUAAAUACAACGCAAAAAACUUACGCCCAAUUUUUCCUUUGGGGCACUUGGGCAAUGGUUUAUUUUCAUAACACCUUCGUCUCUAUCGCGUAUUAUCAUGCUCGUAAAGCAAAUAUAUCGAAUCUUAUCAAGAUUAUCUUUAAUUUCUCUGGUUUUGUCAAAGUUGUCCUCCAAAUAGUAAAAUCAUUGGCGACUGAUGUAAAUGAUGAUGUUUGCUUAGCUGAAGGAUAUAUUACAAAUAUAGCUACAGUGCUAUUUCGUUUAUCCUUAAGUGCAUUUUUAUUAUGGCGAGUAAGACAAAUUGAAUAUAAACGAAGUGAUUCGAUAAUUGGUUUUGCACUCUUUUUUUGUACAGGAGUUUUACAGUUUACCCGUGCCUUUCUCUAUAAGCUAACAAGCGUUCAUUCCGUCGGAACAUACAUUUGUACUUCACCUGUUUCAGAUGCAGUUGUAAAUUUACAAUGGACAUUUCUUGCAAUAGACUUCGCUAUUGAUAUUUUUGUAACAAUAAGAUUAGUUCAAGUACUCGGUAAAGCCAACAAUAAUGCCAAACAUGUAGCAUCAAACAUGAGACGCCCUCAUAAAAGAACAUUAUUUACCGCAGUCUUGUACUGGAACUUUUUGCGAUUAUUUAUCACAAUAUCUUACCACGUGGUUUCAGCGGUAUACGCUAAAAUGUUUCAAAUCGACGGGCUUACCAUAACAUAUGUCUUUACAUUCAUUUAUCUUUCAAUGUCGUAUUUGAUAACUGCUGAUGCAGAGAUAGUGAGAGUGAUUGAGGGGCGUGGUCCAACUGUCAACGGAAAAACGGUUGUUUCCGAGAAACCAUCAUUUAAUAAAGGAAAUAAAAAUACAGGAGGUCAAACAUCAACCUUUGAUAUCUCAACUAAAGACUCACACGAUUUUACAUCAACCCAACUUUCAACAGCAUCGCAAAAUACUCAAAAGAUCGGUAAAAAUACAGUGGUUGUCUCAUCAAUGAAAAGGGUUUCUUUUUUUGAAUGGGCAAAAUCCGUCGCUGGCAAACGUACCGAUAAAAAUGAAACUCAUAACAGCACAGAAGAUGAUUCAAUUGAAGAAAUACGACCCGAAGUAAACGAUGAAGUUGAUCCUGAACUUGGGCUUUGCGGCAACGCUGAAACAAAUGUAAAUCUCGCUAAUAGAUCUGAAUUAGAUGCAAACCGAAUCAGUGAUCAUAGUCUAACUACGACUGUCACAGAAUCAACAGUUUCUAGUACAGACAUGAAUAAUGAAUCAAAACACAAUUCAAUUGGCAAUGCUCUCUAA